CGCGACUUCUCUCAGUUCGAGAGAUACUUUUGUCCUGUGAUACUCUGUCUAUAUGGAAACUCCUCUCGACAGAGCGCGGCAAACGGCGCACCUCGAUAUGCAGCGCGAUGGGGUCGUUCUCUCCGAUUCCCAAAAGCGAGGCAUCGUCCAAUCUACCUCAGAACUCAGAGCGGAAAUUGCGCGAAUCGACGCACUACGGCUCGAGCUACUCGCUCAGACCGACAUCAACAACUUCCUGCUGGCGCCGGUGCUGCAGCUGCCACACGAGAUCCUGUCCUUGAUCUUCGACCUCGCGCUGACAGGCGUACGCAUUCACGACAAGAACUUCGGAGAGCCAUGUCUCACGAGGGUCUGCCGUGUAUGGCGUACCGUCGCUCUCAGUACCCCGCAGCUGUGGACAGAGGUCAACAUCCCAACUGAUCCCGAACCGCCCUCAAAGCAUGCUAUCUCGACGUAUGUGGCGCGCUCUGGGCAGCUACCUCUCCAUAUCUUUGUUGACGCGUACAUGUGGCAAUGUAUGACCAUCGAUGAGGAGGAGUGGAAAACUGCGGCGGAGGUUCUUCAGUAUGUCGCGCAGCUGUCGAUGCACAGGUGGAGAAGGCUGGACAUCACCGGCGAUUUCCUCGUCUUCGCGCGACAAAAAGAGCUGGAGUUGCCGCGUCUGGAGUCGGUAUCUAUUGCAGCAAUCUCCUGGCUGGAGCACGACGAGGAACCGGACGCGGACAAACCACAGCUUCCGCUUGACUUUCUCGCGAACGCGUCCAACCUCCGUGAUGUGACCCUCGAGGUCGCAUAUCCCAACGUCCGCCUCCCUUGGCAAGACAUCCCGCACCUGACAUUUAUCCUCCGCACGGCCAAUGACGAGGAGCUCGGUGGGGUAGUCGACGCCGUGUCGCGGCAUAGGGCAGAGCUGGAGACGCUCGCCGUGCUCCGAGUCCACGGCCGUCACUACGCGUUCGCCUUCCCGCCCUCAAUCUCUUCAGACAUCCAGAUCACGGCUCCGAAUCUCGUCGAUGCCACUUUCUCUGGCUUAGGCUACACGGCGCUCGCCCCUUUGGAUGCCCCGAAGCUCGCGAGCAUCACCAUGCGCGAUAUAGGUCAGCAGCGCAUGCGACCGGGCCCGUUCAUCACUCUCUACAACGUCGCACAGCGCACAAACCUCGCGCAGACCCUCCGCCGCCUCUCACUCGAAGCCAUCGUGUGGCAAGGGUCGCUCGCUGCCGUGCGCCAGUGCCUGGGAGCUCUGGUGCAUCUCGAGGACUUGCACGUCGCGGCCACGCUGUUUGGACAGGUUACCAAGGAGUUCAGGGAAACCGUCAACGAGCUGCUAUGUCCUAGGUUUCUGGACUGGCUGACCAGGGCGGACGACCCGUUGCCCUCUGAGCCCCUCCCGAACCUGACGUCUCUAACUCUGAAUUUCUAUUCUGCGUGCAAGCAUGAUCUCAAGGAGCAGUUGAUUGACCUGGUAGAAUCCAGGAAGGACGCUAUAGUUAUCGAGGGUGUGACGCACAAGGCCUUAACGCGGUUCACGACAGACCGGAACUUCGACUUUCACAUACCCGCUCCGGGACUUUAACGUAGCUAAAUUAUUAAUUGUUACUUGGUAUAAUGCUCUAUAGAACUAUGAAUACGAACGUAACUCUGACAAGC
Messenger RNA from Schizophyllum commune H4-8, 1650 nucleotides. RefSeq lists its product as uncharacterized. The transcript has a single exon. NCBI's taxonomy places the organism in Eukaryota, Fungi, Basidiomycota, Agaricomycetes, Agaricales, Schizophyllaceae. The record is from RefSeq and is a predicted model, not a curated record. The coding region runs from base 98 to 1576 and encodes 492 amino acids.